GCUGCGCCGUACCGCAACCAAACUGAGAUACUGUGCUCCGUUGUGCAUGUGUAAGACGCAAUUUAGCAAGAUUUCUCAAGGGAUGCCAUAACAUUCACUUCAUAAGAAAGAGGACUAUUUAAGGAAUACAUGUAUUCGUUUCUCCAGACAUUUUUGUUUUGAGAGGAGAGGAUAAUUGUUGAACGUGAGAACUGGGAACUAGCGGGCAGGUGUUUAGAUGAGAUGGCUGCCUAUCUGUUGCAUCCUGCAGGGCUGAUGCUGUUGUUUCUAACAGUGGUUUCGUUGGUAACAGCGCAAGAGCAAGGUCUUUUCUUCCCGUAUGGAAGGGAGGCAGGUGACUCGAACUUAGAACCUGAAGAUGACGGAGGAGAAGAAGUCGUCAUUUCAAUUGACUUUCCUUUCUUCGAUCAGAAUCAUCGCUCGUUAUAUGUUAACACAAAUGGUGUGGUAUCCUUCCUUCAAAAUGUCGUGCAGUACACGCCAGACAGUUUCCCAUUGGGGAACGACCGGCGAAUGAUCGCUCCAUUCUGGGCCGAUGUGGACACCACAACCAACGGCACCGUAUGGUACCGUGAGACCACAGACUUCAACCUAUUGCGAGAAGCCACGGACGAGGUGGGCCGCGUGUUUGCGGUCGAUUUUAAAUUUAACCCAUUUCGGGCGGAGUGGAUGCUGAUAGCAACGUGGGAUAGAGUGCCAUUCUAUAAUGCACACGGUGCAAAUGUUAUUACAAACAGACAAAACACAUUCCAAGCCGUUUUGGUUACGGAUGGUAAAUACUCAUUUACGUUUUUCAACUACGGUGAGAUCCAGUGGACUACAGGGGUAUCCAGCUACGGUGAUAAAGUGACUGGUCUUGGAGGAGAUAAUGAACUCGCCGUACCGGCACAGGUUGGGUUCAACGCCGGAGACGCGAGGAAUUUCUACUCUGUUCCGAGCUCGCAGACAGACGAUAUUGUGCAGAUAAAUCGCACCACGAAUGUGCGCAAACCAGGCCGUUGGAUGUUCCGAAUUGACGGCAAUGAGAUCGAAGUGGCAGGGUGCGAGGACGAUCAGUCCGGUAACCUAAGGGUCUCCCCUUCUCAGGUGCUGAUGCUCGGGGGAGACGUCCUAUCAAUCUCCGGUCCAUGUUUCGAUGCAACCAGUGAUGUCUUCUGCGAAAUCAACGGCUACAAAAUCCAAGCGAGUUACGAUUUUGUCCAGGACCCUUUUACUGUUAGGUGUGCCACCCCCUUGUUCACGUCACUCGGCGAGGUACCGGUGCACCUAUCCAAAGAUGGUGGGGUGAAUUUUAACUACACGGGAUAUGUUACCGUUGUAAGCAUGAAUAGAGUAGCUCCUAAGGUCACCUCCACUGAAACUAACGGCGUUCUGAGAAUAAGCUGGGACAGGGAUGGCUACCCCUUCACAACAAACACAAUCAACGCCGACCAAAUACGUGUCGAUGUGUUCCUCUACGAGUACACCGAGGACGCUACAACCGGUCAGAUCCUGCUCAAACCGGUUCUGAAGAUUGUCGACGAUGUCAAACUGUCGAACGGGUUCGGCUCGCUGCUCACACCGCAGUUGGAUGAACAGAUCGACGUUGGGUUGUAUCGUGUGGUUUUACAUGGCACUGUGGACGUUAAUGAUCCGGGUAUAAGCUUAACAAUGGGUAUCCCUGGUACGGACCCAUCUCAAGCCCCCAUGCCCUCAAUGUGGAGUAUACCAUUCAAUGGUAACCCACCGCUCGCAAGUGAGUCAACUCAAUGGUGCCAGAAAUGGGCAGCCAAGGAGCCGAGCAUAAACACGACCGGUGAUUCUCUGCCGGCUUGCCCGUGUACUCUUCAGCAAGCCCGGGCCGAUGUAGGGGCGUUUGAACCCGAUCCAUGGUGCAACCAGGACUCGGAGGCUGAAGACAAAUGUCCCCAUAGGAACGAAGUGGUGCACUGUGUGAGAGCUCAAAGAUCAAGUACUCAGGGAAGAGGUCAACUUUGUUGCUAUGACAACACCAAUAACAUCGUCUUAUUGGCUGAUAAUUUCGAAGGGGGCUCUACCCUCAGCCACUUCCACGGGGGUGCCACUCCCGCUGGCCACCCGGGCAGUAUACCAUACUUGUCCAAUUACCUUGAGGACAGGGUACCAUGGGAGCAAUGCUGUCCGGGCAGUGGCUAUCUUGAGGGCGUAUGCAGUCUUUAUAGGGACAGGCGACCCUCGAAUGAUUGCAAGGACUAUUUGCCGCCAAAACCUGCUGCUGUGUUUGGCGAGCCCCAUUUUAUAACCUUCGAUGGAACUAAAUACACCUUUAACGGCUAUGGAGAGUUCAUGUUGAUGACUGCACCGGAAUCCAAUGUAUUUAUUCACGGCAGAAUGGCACAGAUGAUAGACAAUGUAAAGGCCACGGGUCUGACUGCCGUCACCAUGAAGGUUGGGGAAUCUGAUACCGUGCAGGUUGAGCUGAAUGACCGCCGUACUCUGGACGUCUGGGUCCGUAGCGAGGAUCGAGAGACGUGGCAAAGGCUUGGCUUCGAGCAGAGUAGUUGGUGGAUAGAUAAAACAGACGGUCCUAUUGUCGAGCUGAUUGGUGCCGAUGAGAGGCAAGGUGUACGGGUGAUCUUCAACGAUGGUACGGCCUUCGAAGCCAAAGCUCCCGCUGGUGGAUCAGCCAUGGCACUCAUGAUACUGGCUUCAUCUUCACUCAAAGAUCAAACUAGAGGUCUUCUUGGGAGAUGGAACGAUGACCCGAGUGAUGAUCUGACGGCACCAAAUGGAAUCAUUCUCCCAAGGGAUCCGUUGACUCAACUGCACGAUUUCUUCGGCCUGAAAUGGAUUCUUGAAGGAGCCGACCGAUUGUUCCGAGAUGACAUCAGUAUCAACUACACCCUGGUCAACCAGCCAACGUUCCAGGCGAGCUAUGACCUAGUCUCCACACUGACUGAGGAGGAACUGAACACAGUGUGUGGUGAUAGCGAGGUCUGUCGCUAUGACUACAAGAAGACGUCAUCAAGUGAUAUGGGUGAUGCUGCAAGAGAUGUGGAAGAGGAUUACGAGGAUACCAACGAGAGCACCAAGCCAGUUGCGAGCUGCGGUUACCUAUCUCCACCGAGCGGAGGGAGUAAGUUGGGUACCGUGUAUUUGAAUCAGUCGACGGUCACAUUCAACUGCUCUGAAGGGUUCACCAUGACGGGCUCUGCCUCCAGAAAGUGCAUAGAUAGAGUAUGGCAGGGAAAUGUCACACUAUGCACUGCAGUGGCAUCUCCUUUACGUGAUCUGUUAAUUAUCAUCAUCGUGGCCGCUGUCUUGGCUGGGCUACUCCUGAUCGGGAUUUGCUUCAUCUGCCUCCUAUGCUGCAUUAGUAGUAGGAAGAAGAAGAAGAACAGAAAGGAGAAACACUCAGGACUAGAACUUGGUACGCUACCCGAAAAUGGAGGUAUCCACAACCACGCCCUGGUAACCACACCCCUGGCUUCAGACCGCACCCCGUCAGACACACCUACUUCUUCAAUCAUCGGCGAUCACAACUACGAAAACUCCAUGCAGAGAAACCACCAUAGCAGGGACGACCCCCAGACGGCGUUCCGUUUCCCAGACACCAAUGGGUACGCGGUCAUGACCGGUGAUAGGCAUCCAACGAGUACCAGUGAGGCCGCUAGACACCACCGUGCUGCACCUCUUGAAGACCGACCAGUCUACAGGGUGUCGGCCACCGAGAGUAGAGGCCCUGGGUACCGGAUAGCUGAGGAGGCGAGAGCUGGGCCGAGUCACGCUGCUGGCACCUCCGCGGGGUCAUCUCGACCUAUACCGAAUAGAGACCCAUCUCGUUCAAAACAGCCUAAAGUAAGGGCUGAAGAAAACACCUAUGAUGAUCCCCGUGCAGUUCGGCAGAGGGACAGGUCGAGAAAGAACGGCAAGGGUUCCAUUAUCAAAGAUCCAAACACUGCACAUUUUGACGCAGAAUAUGACAGCAGUGAUGACGAAAUAGCCAGAAUCAAACGUCAACUUCGCCGAGAAGUAGAAGAGGAAGAUGAUGAAGAGUAAAGAGGGGUUGGACUUGUAUUGCUUCAUGUGUCAACAACGUCUUCUUCAUAUCAUACAAAAAUAGUCAGGUGCACUGUACUUAAGUUUUGUUGUAUUGGGAUAUCAUAGUGUGUGCUAGAAUCCUGUUCAUGCCAAUUGCUUAUCUACACCCAGGAGUAUUACAUGGGUAUAUUUUGAGAGCAAAUGCAUACCACUAGUGUCCCAGGGGAAAAGGUCGGCUGGAAAUUCUGUCCCCAUAUAUGCAAAAUUAGUGGGCUGAAGGGGGGAUGUUUCAAAAGAGGGCGCUUUCAUAUGUAGUUUGUACACAGUUUGCCUUAUAUGAGGACUCUCCGGGG
This is a messenger RNA of Asterias rubens (European starfish), 4352 nucleotides long. RefSeq names its product sushi domain-containing protein 2-like. The coding region runs from base 223 to 4017 and encodes 1264 amino acids. NCBI's taxonomy places the organism in Eukaryota, Metazoa, Echinodermata, Asteroidea, Forcipulatida, Asteriidae. The record is from RefSeq and is a predicted model, not a curated record. The transcript has 18 exons. Gene Ontology annotation, biological process: cell-matrix adhesion.